AUAUGACCCCUCCUCAUAAACGCCCUUCUUCGGGGGGGGGCCCUCCUGAGAGGGCUGGGAAGUGGGGAAACCCUCCCUGUUCAGGCCCCACCCAGCCCGGUGGGACUGUGGAGACCCCCGGCGCCAGGGCUCCUAACCUCCUUGGAUGACUGGACCCCUCAGGCAGCCUGGCGAAGCCUAGGGACCCCCCCUCUCUCAGGGGUGUUGUCUAGUCAAGUCAAGGUCGACAAGCAUUUAUCAAGAGCCUACUAUGUGCCAGGCCCUGGGUGCUAAAGCUGCCUUUUUAAAUGCAUGCAAUAAAAUGCGUAUGAUUACAAAGGAAACCAGUGAUGCAAAAAUACAGUGAGGAAGAUUUUUAAAUUUCAAGGAUCCCAGGUUAAAAGCCCUGCCGAGUGCAUCUUAACGCCUUCUUUGGGAUGCAGAAACCGAGACAGCCCAGGGAGGGUGGCCCUUGUAGGAGGAGAGCCCGUGUCUUAGGACUGGAAGGCUUGGGAAAUCAGGAGAAUUUUAGAGAGAACCAUAGACUGUUAGGUCUGCAAAUUACCCUGACAAACUCCUUUAUUUCACAAUUGAGCAAACUGGUGCAGAAGGCAUCCGUGAGUUCCCUGACAUCACAUGAGUGGGAGCCCUGUGCCAGUCAGAAUGCCAGUCAUGAUAGAAGACAUUAUGAAACUGCUCUGCACUAUUUCGGAGGAGAGGAAAAUGAAGGCUGCCUUCAAGCAUUCAGGGAAGGGGGCACUGGUGGCAGGCGCUGUGGCUUUUGUUGGGGGUUUGGUGGGUGGCCCCCCAGGAAUAGCUGUUGGGGGGACAGUUGGUGGCCUACUUGGUGCUUGGAUGACUAGUGGACAAUUUAAACCAAUUCCUCAGAUCAUAAUGGAACUGCCCCCUAUUGAGCAACAGAAGCUUUUUAACGAAGCCUUUGCCAUUAUCAGAGACUUGGACUGGACGGAUGCGGUGCAGCUGACUGCACUGGUAAUGGGGAAUGACGCCCUUCAGCAGAAGCUGGCAUCAGUGGUAGUAAAUUAUGUCACACAGACGCUUCGAGCAGAAGUGCAGUAUGGAGACUAGCCCUCUCCAGUGAAUGGUUUUUACUGUGUAAUGCAGGGAUUUUCAUUUGGAUGAUUUUGAUGACUUUAGUGUAGAAAAAUAGCUAGUAAUUGCUGCUACUUAUGUUUGAGGUACCGGAACACCCUCACUCUGGGUGAGUUUCUCCAGAAAUCCUUGAUCCUUGAGUUAUAACAAAAUUGGGUCAAAUUACCUAAUUUAUAUUAAGUUACUGAGGAAGUAUUGUAGCAUGUUCCCAAAAUUAUCUGUAAAACAACUUGGUGGUUCCAGAUCCUACUCAGAGUGAUGCCCAUUGACAUACUUUUGACUGUAAAGUUGUCAAAAAAAAAAUCGACAGGAAGGUUUACGUAUUGCAAACAUUAAUUGUACUUAUCUAAAUUCAUUUUAUCUCUCACAAGGCUGUUUAAAAAGAUCAUCAUACUUAAUUGCCUUUUGGACUACUUUUCAGUUUCUUCUUUGCAGUCACUUUUUUUUUUUGUAGCACCUGGGUACUAGUUUCCUGUUGGUGCCCCCUCUGCCUUCACGGUUUUUUAACAGAAAGCAGUUGUGAAAAUGUGUUUCACUUCUUACUUCUCCCUGUCAUUGUACACCUCCCUGACUUUAAGAAUCUGAAUCACCGUGAAAUUCACAGCAAGGGGGAAGAGUAAUCUGCUGAUUUCAAUGCAGUCCCACAGUACUGAAGAAAGAAAUAUAAUAGAGGCUGUUCAUGUUUGUGUCUAAGUCCCUUGACCUCUCAGUGCCUCACUUUCCUCAUCUAUAAAAUGAAGGUAAUUAUUUUUUUUUUAAAUUUUAAGUGGUUAUUUUCAGAGCAAACUCUUGUUAGUUCUUUUUUCCCCGGGAUCAUGAGCCACCUCUCACAAAUGGUUCCUUUGACUUGCUAAUUGAUGUGUUGAGCUUCAGCAAUGCUCUACUUAAAACAUUUAGUAAAGGAGCAUUUCUUAUAGCAAAGGGAAAAUGCAGAUUAAUCUUUUCUGAAUAAACCCUUUUUCUCAUUUAUUUAAUGAUGACCAUUCUGUAAUGCUUUCCAGAACAGUUUACCAGAUGAACUGGAUACUACCAGAACCUGGAAUUAAGGAUUAUGCUGUAGUAGUAUAAAUCAUCCUUUUAUAUUGAAAACACACACAACAAAACUCCCUUGAGUUGAUGUGAAUUUAACUUAGACACAAGUUUUUUGGGAAGUUUAGCCUUCCCCAUCUGGGCUGCUGCUAGGUUGUCAGUGUAGUUCCCUCAGCAAUCCCCCCACCCCCAGGCCACCAACUUCCAGUAGUAGCCGAGAGGUAACUGAAAUUCUUUCAUAAAUUCCCAGGCCCUUUGGGCAAGAAUAGAAAACCAGGGUGAUGACUGUGCUCAAGUAGCAACAUGCUGAGGAAGCUACCGUAGUUCAGGUUUGUUUCUGCUAAGAACUGCUGUAGUGAUAAGAAGAUGGUCAAUUUGUGGGUGAGUAAAGCUACUUAGAGCCUCAGUCUUCAAAUUUAGUUUUGUGGGUUCUUUUUUAAUAAAGAAAAGUUCAGGCUGACCCAAAGGCCAGGUUAAUUUACGUCCAUGAUAUAGAAAAAAGUCAAAUGUGGAAAAUAUUGAAGAUGAAACUAUAUUGGAAUGGAGCCUGUAUUUCUCAGUGAAACCUUCCUUCAAAAUGAGCUUUCUCUUCCACUUGUUAGAAUACCAUAUCAUAGGCUGUGUUCUUGCAGUUUGUAUUCUGUUUUUUUUCCCGCAUCUGUGCCACUGACAUGACAUAACCAUGAUGACGUUUAAAUGUGUUUUUUAUAAUCGUGUUGGACAUUGCCUCAUUUUUCCUGUUCAUUUUCAAACUCCCAUGUGCAGUCACUAAAGAUUUGUGUUACCUAAAGUCAGAAUUUGAUCUAUAUAAUGUUUGAUCUAUAUAAUGUUUUUUUUUUCUGAUAUGUAACAAACUUGUAUAAAGUUGAUUUCUUUUCUAUGUAAAGGGAAAACUUACCAUCUUGGCUUGAUUUUGAAGAAACAAUAAAGAUCUUUUAGUGUGCAUUUGAA
This is a messenger RNA of Phascolarctos cinereus (koala), 3072 nucleotides long. It is a transcript of the gene CUNH19orf12, whose product is annotated as chromosome unknown C19orf12 homolog. The record is from RefSeq and is a predicted model, not a curated record. NCBI's taxonomy places the organism in Eukaryota, Metazoa, Chordata, Mammalia, Diprotodontia, Phascolarctidae.